This is a messenger RNA of Zonotrichia leucophrys gambelii, 897 nucleotides long. RefSeq names its product homeobox A11 (gene HOXA11). Lineage: Eukaryota; Metazoa; Chordata; Aves; Passeriformes; Passerellidae. Gene Ontology annotation, cellular component: nucleus. Gene Ontology annotation, biological process: anatomical structure development; regulation of transcription by RNA polymerase II. Bases 1 to 897 code for a protein of 298 amino acids. The transcript is spliced from 2 exons. The record is from RefSeq and is a predicted model, not a curated record. Gene Ontology annotation, molecular function: RNA polymerase II cis-regulatory region sequence-specific DNA binding; DNA-binding transcription factor activity, RNA polymerase II-specific.
AUGAUGGAUUUUGAUGAGCGUGUUCCUUGUUCCUCUAACAUGUAUUUGCCAAGUUGUACUUACUACGUCUCGGGUCCUGAUUUUUCCAGCCUCCCUUCUUUUUUGCCCCAAACCCCGUCUUCUCGCCCUAUGACAUACUCCUACUCCUCCAACCUACCCCAGGUCCAACCUGUGAGAGAAGUUACCUUCAGGGAAUAUGCCAUUGAUCCCUCCAGUAAAUGGCACCCCAGGAACAAUCUGCCCCACUGCUACUCCGCAGAGGAGAUCAUGCACAGAGACUGCCUGCCUGCCACCAACACUGCUAGCAUGGGCGAGAUGUUCGGCAAAAACACAGCUAACGUCUACCACCCCAGCACCAACGUCUCCUCCAAUUUCUAUAGCACGGUGGGCAGGAACGGGGUCCUGCCCCAGGCUUUCGACCAAUUUUUCGAGACGGCUUAUGGCACGGCGGAAAACCUGGCCUCGGCGGACUACCCGGUAGACAAGAGUGGCGAGAAGGCGCCCGCGGCCGCCGGGGCGGCGGCGGCGGCAACUUCAAGUUCGGAGGGCGGCUGCGGCAGGGCGGCGGCGGCGGCGGCGGAGAAGGAGAGGAGGAGGCGGCCGGAGAGCAGCAGCAGCCCCGAGUCAUCUUCCGGCAACAAUGAGGAGAAAUCCGGCAGUUCCAGUGGACAACGUACGCGUAAAAAGAGAUGCCCAUACACCAAAUACCAGAUUAGAGAGUUAGAAAGGGAAUUCUUCUUCAGUGUCUACAUAAACAAAGAGAAACGCCUCCAGCUCUCCCGAAUGCUCAAUCUGACCGACCGUCAAGUCAAAAUAUGGUUUCAGAACAGAAGAAUGAAAGAAAAAAAAAUUAACAGGGACCGAUUACAAUAUUACUCAGCUAAUCCACUACUUUAA